GAUAAGUCAAGAAAAUAUCGAAUGUCCAUAAUUCUUUACUUCCGGUUAUCAAACCUGUGGGCGAUUUGUAACGGGGUGACACCUGUGUACAAUAUACACAUACGGUCACGUUAUUAUGACUUUACCAUGCAGAUGGAUGGCUCUGCGGUUCUCAAGAUCAUCAUUGAUCUCUCUUGUUUGGCAGCAGUGUCAGUGCCAAUCCUGAUAUUAAAACUUGUUGUGGAGCCGUUCCAUCGUGGAUUCUACUGUGAUGAUGAGAGUCUCAUGCACCCACACAAACCUGACACCAUUCCAACCUGGGCAGCCUCCCUCGCUGCCUUCGGUAUCCCGAUCAUCUGUAUGACAAUAACUGAAGGCCUGCGUAUAUCUGUGUUUAAAAGGAGCUGCCAUUGUGGGGCACUACAGAAACGUUACAUUGAGGUCCUUUAUAAAUGUCUUGGUGCAUUUUUAUUCGGAGCAGCAGUGACCCAAUUGACCACAGACAUUGCUAAAUAUAGCCUCGGAAGACUUCGGCCUCAUUUCCUGACCGUGUGUAAACCUGAUAUAAAAAACUGCUCAGCGAUGACGGGAUACAUUGAGACAUCAGUGUGCACUGGUACAGAUCUGGCAGCAAUCCAGGAGGCCAGACUUUCCUUUCCAUCAGGACAUACAUCCAUCACUAUGUACUGUUUUGUGUAUAUGAUGAUUUACCUCCAAGUGAGAUUUAAAUGGAGAAAGUGUUGGUUACUCCGACCAUUCAUCCAAGUCCUGCUGUUCUACAUGGCUUAUUACACUUCUUUGUCACGCAUCUCUGAUUACAUGCAUCACUGGAGCGACGUUCUAGGGGGAGCUGUGGUGGGACUUGUUGUGUGUGCUCUGGUGGUGUUUUGUGUGAGUGACUUAUUCACGGAUGUAACGUGCUGUAAACCUGGGGGUCCUAAUGACAGACCUGACACAGACUUACCCCUCUUUAAAUCUGCUCGCCACGACGACCGCCUCAGUAUGCAGACUUCCUCAGAAUCUACAGUUUCAAACAACAGUUCCCAAAAUAUCAUCGCUGUGUCCUAACUGGAUAACUCCAGGUCACAAUCAUUGUAUGCCUCAUAUGCCUUAUCCAGCAAUGCUUGAUUGAUGUUUAGAUCUUUUUCACAGAAUUUUUAUUGAACUUUUAUCCAAAUCUUAAAAGAGCUUUCUAACUUUUGUUUGUAUAACUUUCUUAACUUGAAAUUCCCCAAAUAUGGAAGGAAGUUUAAACAUUUCGCUUAAAUAUUUUUUUAUAAAUUCUUAGUUUCCAUCGGAAUAGCAUGUGCAGUUAUAAACUUAUGAUUCACUUAACGAUGGAAUAUUUUUAAUCUCUUUUGUUUGUGCUUGCUCUUUUUAAAAAUAUGCAAUUGUUUGCCAAGAUAAUUUUCUGAAAAUAUCCCAGUUUGAAAAAAACCCUUCCCUAAGCCCUAUUAGCAAUACUUUUUAUGAAGUAGCUGUUCUUUGUAUCAAACAUUUUAAAUGAUAUUUAAUAUAAAAAUUAAUUUCAAUAAUUUGAAUGCAAUUGAUCUUAUGCCUUAUCGUUAUUGUAUACAUAUAUGCUUGUAGUUGUGUAUAUUGUAACAUAAAUCCCUCCGAAAUAAUUUUACAUCAUUGAUCAUGAUCAAUUAUACAUUCAAUUUUUAAAUUAUUUUAUUUGAUCAAACAGAUUAAGUGAAGUUAUAUUCUGAGAAUAAAAUUAAAGCGUAAAGAAUAUUGAUAGAAUUAUGCUAUUCCUCAUUAUUUAUUUUCAUUUGAUUGUUAUAGGAUCAAUGAUACUUCCUUGUGAUAAAAAAUUCUGUUUUAAUUGGUGUAACUAUAUAUUGUGUCAUGAAAAAAUGUAUGAAACUUCUUGAAUAUUUCACAAGAGAUGCAUCUUUUUGAAUGUUGAAAAUUGGUAGGUAACUAUAUAUGAUAACAAUUAGAUGUUCAUUAUCCACUCUGUAAACUCAGUAUGUUCAUACGGAGUUUACAGAAAGGACAUUGAACAUCUGUUUUUGAUUAGAUUGUUAACUAUUUUUGGUAUGAUGAUAAUGAGUUAAUUGGCAGAAAAAAAUUGUCAAUAUCUCCGUUAUUACAAUUAUUACAGUGGAAACAAAACAGUGUAAGGUAUUUUAAAUUUAUUUAUUUGAUUUGAGAGUUGUUUUCUUGAAAAGUUCACCUAAAAUUUUUCCCGUGAAUAUUGUAGAUCCUAUAAUUUUUAAAGAAAUAUGUUAUUGCACAUUGUUGUUAUUUACUGUAAUCGUAAUAAUCAUAAAUGAAUAAAUUAAUCAUUUCGAUUAAAUUUAAUCCUCCUACAAUAUCAGUGCUCAUGUAUGUGAUCAGCUUCCCCUGACUUGUAAAAAAGCUUCCUGCUUUGUUAAUGAGCAAGAUAUACGUAAUGGCUACAUUGUACAUAAGCGUUGUAAGCUCUUACCUUAAAGCGACUAUAACUGUAAAAAUUACCGUAAGAAAACUGGGGUUAACAGUGCUUUACAACCCCAAAAUAUAUAUUGACAGAUCAUAUUUAACAUGCAGUAUAGCCUUGUGUAUCGCUAUAUAUCUUAAACCUAUCUCACUAUUUAUAAGAAGGCAUCAUUGUUUCAUGAGUUUAGAAUUUACAGUUAUAGUCGCUUUAAGCCUGCUGACAAAUCGGAGAAUUUUUUAGGAAGAAAGGGAUCGUUGAACUUUGAAGUAAUGCAUCUAUAACUUCUUCUUUCUUGAAAUAAGUUUAAUACUACAAUUCAUGGUUUGAUUGUACGAUCCAUUUAUUACAAGUUCUCUGAAGAAUGCUUUUUGGUGCAAUAUGUGUGGUGUUUUGUAAAUAUUAAAAACAGUAAUUUUUAUACUUGUACAUAUAUAAAUUGUCAGCCAUACAUUUAUAUAUUAUUAGUUGUUGCUAUGCUUACUAUAUUUGGAAACAUGUUACAAAUAUAUAAUUUUUAUACACUGUAAGUUGUUUAUAAAUGCAUAUCAGUUUUUAAUAUUAUUAAUUAUCGGUAAUGAAAAGUAGAAAAUUUAUUUUAUUAAAUCGCAUUUGAUUGAAACCAUUCCAAUGCCAUAUUUGUUUAAGAUGAUUUACCUUGACGUUCUCCCACCAACUUGGAAAUUGCUAAACCAUCAACAUCGUAAACUAUGUAGAGCUGACGUCUCUUCCCGGUAUGAGGGCAGAUCACUUCUCUCUGGUGACACUGGUGACGCUGGUGUGUUGUGAUUGAAGCUUCCUUUUUUUAAUCAAUAUUAUAUAUUAUAUUAUUAUAAUAUAAUAUGUAUAAUUUAUCAAUGAUUCUUGCUGCUAAAUUCCUAGAACUUUUUUUUUAUUUAAUAUUUAUUUAAAAAAAAAAAAAAUUAUUGAUGAAAAUGUCCACAUUUACAUGCAAUUGGAAUUAACAAAAAGCAUUGCUGGGAUUAUUGUAAUCUUUUUUCCCCUUAUGGUAAUUUAAAUCCCAGCAAUUAAUAAAAUUAGUUUUCAUUUUCUAUAUAAAAUGUUUGGGAUAUCUCCUCAUUAUGCACUUGUGAUAAAUAACAAAAUGUGCUAAAAUGUAAUAUAUUUGUAUGUAUAUCAGCAUUAACGGUGUUGUUCUCCAGGGUGAUGUGUCAGAACUACUACUUUUAUUCCUUUGUUAAAUAGUGUUAGUAAUAAAAUGUAAUAGCUAGAUCAGGGUAUUUGUAAGACAUUUCUUUACCCUUUCUCUCAAGUAAAAUUUGAUUGAAAUACUUAGUAUUUUUCAUGAUCCAUCUAGCUAAGUUAAUAAUAUCAAUGUUAACUUGAUAAUUUUUCUGGCCUGAAAUAAUUAUUCUAUUAUUGCACUAUCUUAGUGCCAUCAAUUUGAUAAGUACAAAUGUAUCGUGCUUGGCUACGGCUUCUGUGAAGAAAAUAAUGUUGAUGUACAAUACAUAUAUCCAAGGUGAUAUGAGUGCAUUAUUUUUCAAAAUGCUAAAAAAAAAAGAAGACUUUUGUACAUACAGUAUAUGUAUAACCAACUGUGAUGUUAUUUGGUGAAGAUCAUUUAUAUAUCAACUCAUGUUCACUGUAUAUGUAUAAAAACACUUUUAGAUAACAUUUAAAGCAAAUUACUUGUUAGAAAUUCUGAAGCUGUAAUCCAACUAAACUGAACUAUUUUGCAAUACACAGUAUUAUAAUACAGUGAAACCUGACAUUACCAUCACACUGUGGGACAAAGCCAUUUUGUCAGAUAAUACAGUGGGUCGGUUAAGACAGUGUUGCCAAUGACAGUAGAGUAUACAUGUAGGUCACUGUUCCAAUGCAUAUGGUCGGAAAAGACAGUGUGUCGGUAAAGACAGUGUUGGCAAUGACAGUAAAGUACAGGUCACUGUUUCCGAUGGAUAUGGUCAUGUAAGACAGUGUGUCGGUAAAGACAGUGUUGGCAAUGGCAGUAGAGUAUAUAGGACACCGUUCUGAAGGAUAUGGUCGGAAAGACAGUGUGUCGGUUAAGUCAGGUUUCACUGUAUUUAUAUAUGUAUUUAUAUAUCAUGAUUAACAUUUAAACUAGAAUAAUAUUAUUUCAUACAUAGCUAAUCUGGUAUAAAGCUAAUCCGGUGUAAUUCUAUAUUACAUGAAAAUACAAUUAAAAGGUGAGAAUUAACAUUUGGCGAUUUCUGUCCAGUCAGGGCCUAGAACUCACAUCACCUGCACUAAAUAUAUUUAUACCCAUUAUACAAAUUCCAUAUCUCAAAAUGUUGUGAUGUUUAUCAAAUUAUAUACUAUUGUGAAAAAAAUCAUAAACAUUUUUUAUAUAAGUAUUUAAAUGGUAAUAAUUCGACUUUUUAAUAUAUACUGUUGUGAAAAAAAUCAUGAACAUUUUUAUUAAUUUAAAGAAAACAAUUUGACUGUUAUCAUUGUGUUUUGAUUUCAUUUUGUUUACAGAAGAGUUUCAGGCCCGAUGAAAAGUUCAUUAAGUAAUUUAAAGGGCAAUACAAAAAAUAUUGGCCUUUUUUUUCAAAUAUUUCCGUAUCAUGCCAUGUGCUAAACAAUUUUUCAAUACAUGUAUUUAAAACUUCGAAAAUCUCCUAGGUCAUUAUUUGUUUGAUCUUGUAUUCUGUGUAAGUUUUAAUGUUGCUCAAACAAGGAAAAGGGCGGCUGUCCGCCUGUCCAACCAUGUGUGCAUGCGUACAUCCUUCUGUUUGUAUGUUUUGUCAGAUUGACGACCAAUUUAUGUUUUUGUAAAUUAGUCUUGUAAUUAGAUUUUCCAGAUUGAGUUCGAUUUCGGACACAUUGGACAAUUUUUGUGAGAGUUAUUGCCCUUUGGCAUUUUUAUGCAAUACUUACUUUCUGGUGUUAAGAGUGUUCUUCCAUACACAAUCAUGGUAGUUAAAUUUUGAGUCCAGUCUGCCAAUUUUGUGUGAGUUACUGCCCUUUGACGAGAUUAAUACUGCGGUAUUAUCAAAUGAACACAUUCCAACAAUUUUUGUAGUAGUUAUUGCUCUUCAUCAGUUUUAUGCAAGCUUCACCUGGUUGAGAUUUAGUAUAUUUUCUCUAUUUACAGAAGCUCUUUAAUAUUAUUUUUUAGACAGUGUUCGAUCUUAUGAAAAUUUUGCAAAUUUUUGUAGGAAUAAUUGCCUAUCUGUUUGUAUUACAAUAUGAGAACAGAUUAUAUAUUUUUUUUAAAUUGCAGGGAGGGGGUGGGGAGUCAUUUGGCUACACCAUACCAUAAUUUUAUUCGUGAAGUUUUGCAUUUUCAUUUUACAAACUUUGUCAAACCACUCAGUGUGUAAAUGUCUAACUGGUAUGUCCCUAACAGGGCAAUCCUCUUCUUACUUUAAUUUGGUUUUAAUCAUUUGUGGCCCACAUGAGGGCAAACAGGGCAAAAACUAGAUGGCAAAGAUUUCACUUCUCACAGUACAAUAUUUGAUAACCUAUUAAUUUUACCAGGCAGUUGUCACAAAUUAUUCCCAUAAGAACAAACAGAGACCAAAACUGUACUUCGUGAAAUAAAUGUAUGCAUAAAUGCUUAUGAUGCACUUACAAUCGGUUUUUGACAAUAGUAUCUACACUGUUUUUGAUAUACAAUAGUAAUGUUUUUUGUUAUUGAAAUAUGUUAACUUUUUUUUUUUUUGUUAUCAUUUAUACUGUGUAACUACAAUAUAGAGAUGUAUUCUGCUCAAGCCUCAAUUUGCACAAAUAUCUAAUUUAAAUUGUGUACAUUUUUACAGUGAUAACAGAUUUUGUUUGACACAAACUCAAUGUUGGUGAUGUUUUUUUGCUAUUUAUUUUUGAUUCUACAAAAAAGAAGAAAGAAACGUAAAUUUGUUUAUUGUUAUCCUGAUCUUAAUAUCAGAUCUGGAUUAAGAAACCUGAUAGAAUACACAUUAUGCAUAAUUAUUAUUGUUUAUUGAAUUCCUGUUUUGACAGUUUAUAUUAAGUCUGAAGAAUCGCCAAAAUGCAACGAAAGUACUGAAGGCAUGUUGUCAAGUUUUUUCUUUUUCUUUUCUGAGAGAUUAUACUUAACAACUAUAUACAUUUGUAUAUAGAGGAUAUCUAACAGUGUCUUCAGUAAUACCAAAUAUAUUUCACGAGUGUGGCUAAUAUUUUGAUAUUUUUUUCACGAGUACGUAGCACAAGUGAAAAAUAUCAAAAUAUAUAGGCACACAAGUGAAAUAUAUUUGGUAUUACUGAAGAUACUAUUAGUUAUUCUGUUUAUUACAUAUUAUAGCAAAAUAUGCCAAGGCAACUCAAAAUCUCCCAGAAUUCAUUGUGGUCCUUGUCAAUAGCUCACAAAUGUAGGCUAAAUCGUGACGUUAUAUAUAUUCGAUCCUGCAUUAUGACGUCAUACAUGUAUAACAUAUUUUCACUAGAGAAAAAUAUAACUUUUAUGGAAUGAAUAAUUUUUGAUAUUUCAUUGGUAAAAAUGUAAUAAAAUAAUUAUAUGUAUAUCUUUAUAUUAUAUAAACAAAAAGCAAAAGAAAAAAAAAAGAAAAACUUGACAACACAUCUUUAGAACUUUAGUCACAUCUUGGCAGUUCUUCAGAGUGUUUAUUCGAAGGAUUCAAACAAUAUUUUACUAUAUACAUGUAUAUAUAUAUGCUAUUGACGUAUUGUUAUAGAACUUCUUUCAUGUCGGGGCCAUUACAUCAAAUAGUAUUGAAGACAAUUUGUUUAUAUUUAGAGAGACAAUUUGUUGGUCUAUUAAACAUAUCAUGUACAGAUUUUAUCAUUAAAUAUCAAAUACAUAA
This is a messenger RNA of Pecten maximus, 7173 nucleotides long. RefSeq names its product phospholipid phosphatase 1-like. Gene Ontology annotation, biological process: signal transduction; phospholipid metabolic process; phospholipid dephosphorylation. The coding region runs from base 22 to 1047 and encodes 341 amino acids. NCBI's taxonomy places the organism in Eukaryota, Metazoa, Mollusca, Bivalvia, Pectinida, Pectinidae. The record is from RefSeq and is a predicted model, not a curated record. Gene Ontology annotation, molecular function: phosphatidate phosphatase activity. The transcript has 6 exons.